CGAUGUAAUUGAAUUUACAAAUAAAAAGAACAUACUACUCUGGCCGUGUCACUUACUUAAAUAGAUUGGCAGGAUCGGGAAGGAAUAAAGAGACAGUGUUAGAUAAUAUAAUAAAGAGUGCUUUGUUCACAUGCUGCUGGGCUUUGGAAAUAUGAAGACUGCUGUAGCAUUGCUGUUUGCUGUAACAAGCCUAGUGUCAGGCGUUAAUGCAAGAGCUUGCUGCAAAGAUGGCUGGAUACCUUAUCAAGGUCAUUGUUACCACAUUGGUUAUGGGACGGAUCUUACAUUUUCUGAGGCACGGGCGUACUGUCAACAUCGUGGUUCUUACCUUGUACGACUUGACACGUUUGCUGAAUACACUUUCUUGGCUGGAAUUUUAAAGAAAACUAACGCUGGACAUACGUGGAUGGGAUUGACCGACAUCUCUCAUGAAGGGAUCUGGAGAUGGUUUGACACAAAAGAGCAUGCUACAUUCUCUGACUGGGGAGCAGGGGAGCCCAACAAUGACAAGGGUGCUGAAGAUUGUGUACACUUCGGUUAUAAUCAGAACUACAAGUGGAACGAUGUGUCAUGCAGUUUUAAAUUAAGACCAUUGUGCGAAAUUGAAUUCAGAUAAAUUGCAAACAUUAAUGAAUAAAAUUUGUUAUUUGUUUAGUUAUUAUUCCAAGUGUAUAUUAACAAAGAACAAAGAACAGACAAGUUCAUAUUUCACAACAGCAGGUAUCGGAUGCCUUGUGGCAGCUGUAUAAAGUUGCACAUUUCUUCACUUCUUCACUCAAGCGUUUGUUCUGGCCUUUGUGGAUCAUUGACUCAAGAACAUUAAGUAUGAAAGUGGUUCUGCAUAUUCAUAUACGUUUAUUGAUUUAUUGCUGCCAAGCGAUCUCCGCAUUUACAGACAGUAUUUAUGAAAUUUUCAGCUUAUAAAAAGAAGCGUGCCGUCAGCCUCAAAAAUUAUUACAGAAAAUCUACAGUUGUACUAUAUUUCAAAAUCGAAAAUUCUCUUUAGAACGUUCAUAACACUUGACAUGUUUGCUUCGAAAACAGAAUGUCCACUUUUCUGCCAUUUGGAUGUAUAUUCUUUUAUUAUACUACGAAUUCUUUAUGCGCGUACCGAAUCCCGGGAAAUUACGCAUUCAAAUCAAACAGUGUAUUUCUUCAAACAGCAAAUAUUCAUGAACUUCAUCAAUGGACAUCUUCAAAGUUGAAGCUGAAGCUGAACAUUUUGAUUCUCUUUGUCACCACACGCUAUGUCGACACUAAAUAUCAUUAAUGUUAUUCGUUAUCGUUUGCAAAAUUAAGUCUUUCUGAUAUUUAACGUCUGUACUUUUAAACCAUACUUAAGAAGUAUUCUGUAUUUUUUCUUGAUAAAAUCAUUAACAAUA
This is a messenger RNA of Ruditapes philippinarum (Manila clam), 1382 nucleotides long. RefSeq names its product perlucin-like protein. Lineage: Eukaryota; Metazoa; Mollusca; Bivalvia; Venerida; Veneridae. Bases 131 to 616 code for a protein of 161 amino acids. The transcript is spliced from 5 exons. The record is from RefSeq and is a predicted model, not a curated record.